GUUCCCGAGCUCUCUCCUUCGGCGUAUCACCCGGGUCGCGCUUGCACCAUGAGCACGUGUUCGGUCUCCAAGGGCUGCUUUGUGUUCAAGCCAAACUCGAAGAAGCGAAAGAUAUCUUCAACAGCUGACUAUUUUUCUGAAGGUAAUAAUGACUCAGAGGACAGUGAGCUACGAUUUGAUACUUGUCAGUUGUUAUGGAAACGGAUUAAAUCUGAAACAGAGCAGUUGCAAGAGGACUUGAAUAAAAAACUAUAUGAUAAUCUCAUAAGUUUUUUGAGACAAUCUCAUUCGGAUUUCAAGGAGAAGAAAACAGAAUGGGCUUGUCGAAUGAAGUCAAGUGAAAUUCCUGCUGCUGCUCUUGUUCUAGGAGUGAAUGUCACCGACCAUGACCUUACAUUUAAAAGUCUUUCAGAAGCUCUUUGUGAAGAUAUUACGCCUUUUGUGGUGUCGCUGAGGUCCAAGGAAUGCCCAGGCAUAAAACACCUACUGCAGAAGUUCAUGGCUCAGCUGAUGGGCUGCCACAUAGAAGUAGACUCCUAUGAAGAGGGAGAGUGUUCUAAGGCUUCCCCGAACAGGAUGCGCUGCUCUGUGGCGUCCCUCACUGAUUGGUACAGGAAUAUAACAAAGAAAAAAUACACUGAUACACCAUGCAAAAAAGAAACAUUCUCAUCCAGGCAUUGGGAGCCACCUCCAGUUGUAGUUAUUUUCAAGGACAUGGAAAGUUUCACAACAAAAGUUCUGCAGGACUUCAUAAUUAUCAUCAGUCAGUGUAUUCAUGAAUUUCCACUGGUACUCAUUUUUGGAAUUGCCACUUCUCCAGUGAUCAUCCACAAGUUACUUCCUCACUCAGUUUCCUCUUUGUUAUGUAUAGAACUAUUCCAGUCUCUUUCCUGCAAAGACCACUUGAGUACUGUAAUUGACAAGCUUCUUCUGACAAGCCAAUUUCCCUUUAAACUUAGUGAGAAAGUUCUUCAAGUGCUAAUAAACAUAUUUUUGUACCACGAUUUCUCUGUACACAACUUUAUCAAGGGAUUUCAGCUGUCUCUUUUGGAGCAUUUUUAUUCCCACCCUCUCAGUGUGCUAUGCUGUGAUCUCCAAGAAUCUAGGAAGAGAGUAAACUUUUUAUCACACAAUCAGUGUGAAAACAUUCGAAGACUGCCAUCUUUUAGAAGGUUUGUGGAAAGCCAGGCAUCAAAGAAGCAGACAGUUCUGCUGACAGACGAUGCAUGUUUAAAGGAAGAAACACAAGUACUGUUGCAAGACCUGCACACUUACCAUGAGAAUUAUUUCCCUGUUUUACGGUGUCUUCAUGCUUUUACAUCUUCUCUUCCAAACUACCCUUUAGGCAAACAGAUUAGAGAACUGCACUGUGCAUGUUUGGAGAGGAAAGUGUGGGAGACUGAAGACUACGAGUCAGCCAUUCAGCUGGUGAGGAUGCUGGCUAAGGAUGAAUUGAUAGCCAUACUUCAAAAAUGCAUCGAGAUUAUUACAUUGUCUUCUGCAAGAUGCCUUGGCAACUCCACAGAGAAACUAGAAGAGUACCUGGAUCAUUUUAAGAAUCUUGAAGCCACAGAUGAUCAAGAAGAACCUGUAUCUUCACUAAAAGAAAUUCAGAAGAAGACAGACCUCUAUCGUCUCCAAAAGACUUUAUUGGAGAUGAAGGAGUCAAGAAGACUUAAGAAACUAACCAAGUUUGAAAUGCUGCGUUUUGAAGUUGUUGACUUUAUAGACAGCCUUGUGAGAAGUUACCUUGUACCUCCAGAGACGCAGACAUUGCAUGAGGUGAUGUAUUUCAGCAUGGCCAGUACUCUCCGUGAACAUUUAAAUGCUGCUCCACGUAUUGCUGUUCACACUGCUCUCAACAAUCCAUAUUUCUACCUGAAGAAUGAAGCCUUGGAAAGUAAUACAGGAUGCAUUUCUAACGCAGCUCCUGAUAUAUGUAUAGCAUACAAGCUUCAUUUGGAAUGUGGCAGAUUAAUUAAUCUUGUUGACUGGUUAGAGGCUUUUUCAACAGUUGUAACGGCUGCUGAAGACCAAAAUUCCACUGUCAAGGAUCAGAUGGAAGAAAUCAUCCACUACAGAGAUUGCCCUAAGAGGGGGUUUAUAGCAGCUGAAUGUUGCCCUCAUUCUUUCUGCAUUCUCCUGCGUUUUUCUCCAUGCUGUUCCCUCCAGCAUCAGCUUUUAGGAGAUCUUGAGGUACAAGGGAGUCAGGUAAGAUCUGUAUUAGUGCUUUAUUAGAUUCAAUCCAGUACUUUUGAAAGCUGUCCUGACCUUUAUCUACUUUUAUUAAGCUUUUCCCACCUACGCUGAAUGUUAUUUGUGCAACUAUGCCCACUUGUUUUGAACUCCAAUCUUUAGCAUUCCCUUUCUCACUCUUGCUAUUCUUACCAUCUUGCAUGCCUGUGUUUUAAAUCCAAUAGCAAGCACUUUGCAGAUUUCAACACUGCUUCUCAGAAACCAUAGUUCAAUCUAGUAACUUCUGAGCAUGCAUCAACAUUAAUUCUAAUAGCGCUGCAAUGUAGCCGAUUUUAAAUGGACACUGAUAAGUCUAAUUAAUCCAUACAAUCCAAUGCAUAGUAAGCAUGUAGCAGUUUCACUUUUUAAGCAAAGAUUACAGCAUCAUUGAAUAGCUGUAGUAGUAAAUUGGAUUGAACAAUCCCCUUCCCUCCUCCCUCCAGAGGACCCAUGUGGAAUAGUAGCUACAGGGAAGCUGUAGUGAUGUGGGAGAUGGAACAAGAUCACCCAUCCUGCCUUUUUCAUCAACCCCUUCCAUCAGGUUGGCUUAAGUCUCUUGCAAGUCAAGCAUAGCAUAAUUUAUUGAACUGCAGAGAAAUCAUAGUAUUUUGAGUGGUUUAUCAUGUUUGUGGUGGCCAUAUAGCACCUGUCUUUGAGAUGUCAGAAAAUUGUGUUCUAGGUAAAUAUUAUACCGCCAUUAUAGACUUCUAUCACUCUGUACCCUUUGACAACUAGUAUUAGUAGCUCCUGUCUUUUUUUGAUAAUGAAACAUCCUAGUGAAAAUUUCAUGGAUCAGCAAUUGGCUGCAGCUUUCUGGGUUGUAAAGUCUGUCCAGUUGCUACAGCGCAAUACAUUAAACUGUUAAAAUAUGAUCCAAACUAAACAGUUAAGCAAUUCUAGCUUUUAUUUAAAUAUAAAUGAAAUAGUCGUUUCUUAAAAGCUGUAUGUUAUUCACUGUGCUGUAGGUAAAUAAAUGCUAGUUACCAUUGUGAUAGCUAAGAAUUGUAUUCAAGUAUCCCUUUUCACUUGACAGCUGAAUUGAUCUUCCCACCAGUGUAAGAAGCAUUAUUCCAAUGGAAAGCUCUGAGUGGAACAGAACCUUUGGUUCUAACAACCCAGUUGUUCAAGCCUAAUUAUACUUUCC
Messenger RNA from Eublepharis macularius, 3379 nucleotides. It is a transcript of the gene ORC3, whose product is annotated as origin recognition complex subunit 3. Gene Ontology annotation, cellular component: DNA replication preinitiation complex; nuclear pre-replicative complex; nuclear origin of replication recognition complex. The transcript has 20 exons. The record is from RefSeq and is a predicted model, not a curated record. Lineage: Eukaryota; Metazoa; Chordata; Lepidosauria; Squamata; Eublepharidae. Gene Ontology annotation, molecular function: DNA replication origin binding. Gene Ontology annotation, biological process: DNA replication initiation; DNA replication. The coding region runs from base 49 to 2238 and encodes 729 amino acids.